UUUCCUUCAAUGUCACAGUGUCAGUGAUGUUAGAAUCCUUUGAUUUCUUAGAUGUAAAGGUGAGAUUUAUAAGAUCUGAAGAGAGAAAAGAGUGUUUUUGACCUGAACAGAUCCAUUAGUCUAGUAUAGUGAUAGCGAUAGCGAUAGACCAAACUGUUGCUCUUUUCAAUAGUGUGUUAAAACGUGGGAAAAAGAGGCAGUGAACGAGAGAGGGAGGAGCAGAGAUCUGUUUCUGUUCAGAGGAAGUGAAUCUGUUCUACAGCCUCUGGCAGCAGCUGAAAUGGAGCAGCAAGAAAAUCACCUGGCCAGACAAAUACUCUCCUGUCCGAUCUGUCUGGAUCUACUGAAGGAUCCGGUGACUACUGUCUGUGGACACAGGUACUGUAAGAGCUGUAUUAACACCCACUGGGACAAAGAGGAGGAGAGAGGAAGCUACAGCUGUCCUCAGUGUAGACAGACCUUCACACCGAAGCCUGUCCUGGAGAAAAACACCAUGUUAGCUGCUUUAGUGGAGGAGCUGAAGAAGACUGGACGCCGAGCUGCUCCUGCUGAUCACUGCUAUGCUGGACCUGAAGAUGUGGCCUGUGAUGUCUGCACUGGGAGAAAACUGAAAGCUCUCAAGUCCGGUUUGAAUUGUUUGGCCUCUUAUUGUGAAAAACACCUCCAGCGUCAUAUUCAGUCAGCUUCAUUUAAGAAGCACAAGCUGGUGGAGCCCUCGGAGAAGCUCCAGGAGAACAUCUGCUCUCGUCACAACGAGGUGAUGAAGAUGUUCUGCCGCACUGAUCAGCAGUGUAUCUGUUAUCUCUGCUCUGUGGAGGAACAUAAAGGCCACGACACAGUGUCAGGUGCAGCAGAAAGAACUAAGAGGCAGAGAGAGCUCGGGCUGAGGAGACAAACAAUCCGGAAGAGAGUCCAGGACACAGAGAAAGACGUGAAGCUGCUUCAACAGGAGAAGAAGGCCGUCAAUGGCUCUGCUGAUAAAGCAGUAGAGGACAGUGAGGAGAUCUUCACUGAGCUGAUCCGUCUGCUGGAGAAAAGAAGCUCUGAUGUGGAGCAGCAGAUCAGAUCCCAGCAGGAAACUGAAGUGAGUCGAGUCAGAGAGCUUCAGGAGAGACUGGAGCAGGAGAUCACUGAGCUGAAGAGGAAAGCCCAUGAACUGAAGCAGCUCUCAGACACAGAGGAUCACAACCAGUUUCUACACAACUACCCCUCACUGUCACCACUCAGUGAAUCUACACACUCAUCCAGCAUCAGCAUCCGUCCUCUGAGGAACUUUGAGGACGUGACAGCAGCUGUGUCACAGGUCAGAGGUCGACUACAGGACAUUCUGAGUGAGACAGAGACAGAGAUUUUACAGAUUGUGUCUCAAGUGGAUGUUUUACUGCGACAACCAGAGCCAAAGACCAGAGCUGACUUCUUAAAAUAUUCACAGGAAAUCACACUGGAUCCAAACACAGCAAACAGACGUCUGUUAUUAUCUAAGGGAAACCGAAAAGUAACACGUAUGAGAGAAGAUCAGUAUUAUUCUAAUCACCCAGACAGAUUCACUGAUUAUUAUCAGGUCCUGAGUAAAGAGAGUCUGACUGGACGUUGUUACUGGGAGGUGGAGGUGGGGGUGGUGUGGGGAGAAGUUAGUGUAGCAGUCACAUACAAGAAUAUCAGCAGAGCAGGAAAAUCAGAUGAAUGUUUCUUUGGAUUCAAUGAUAAAUCUUGGUCAUUAUAUUGUUAUGGAAACAGUUAUAGCUUUUUUUUCAACAACAUCUGGACUCCAGUGACAGGUCCUGUGUCCUCCAGAGUAGGAGUGUACCUGGAUCACAGUGCAGGUGUUCUGUCCUUCUACAGCGUCUCUGACAUGACUCUCCUCCACAGAGUCCAGACCACAUUCACUCAGCCUCUCUAUGCUGGAAUUAGGGUUCGUUGGAUUAGAGCCACAGCUGAGAUCUGUAAACUCAAAUAG
Molecule: messenger RNA, 1957 nt
Organism: Limanda limanda (common dab)
Lineage: Eukaryota; Metazoa; Chordata; Actinopteri; Pleuronectiformes; Pleuronectidae
Product: tripartite motif-containing protein 16-like
Exons: 1
Coding region: 281-1957 (558 amino acids)
Molecular function (GO): zinc ion binding; protein binding
Source: RefSeq, a predicted model, not a curated record